This is a messenger RNA of Prunus armeniaca (apricot), 1767 nucleotides long. The record is from the annotation of a GenBank genome assembly. Lineage: Eukaryota; Viridiplantae; Streptophyta; Magnoliopsida; Rosales; Rosaceae.
AUGGCUGCGGCCCUCAGAUCCAAACCCUCCAGGGAUACUGUGUCGUCUACUGUCUCUCAAUUCAGAUACUUUGUCUUCAAUUACAUGCAUGCCGGUCGAGUUGUCAAUUCUCACUAUGCGCACCGUAUCAAAAAUGAAGACUUGUUCAUGAACACUCCCUACCACUUCACUUCGUUCAAACCCGUGGCGCUUGGUGGCAACUUUGUCGAAAAGGGUUCGCAAAUUUUCGAUCGCCCUAGAGUUGCCCAGAAAACUAGCAAGAAUAGUGAUAGGAAUUGGGGACGAAAAUUGUGCAGCAGUAGGUGUAAUAGUGUUCUUUCCUCGCAAGGAGACCCACCCGAGGUAUGGUCCGGUGAUGGAAUUGUGGUUCGGGCCGGUCCCAGCUCGAAUUUGGUUCGUGGAGGCGGCGGAGGUGGUGGUCCGAGCCCUGGUUCGGGAGGUGGGUUUGAGUCCAAUUCCAAGGAUGAGUGUUGGGGUGGUUCCAGUUUGGGUAACAAUUUUCCUACACCCAAGGAAAUUUGUAAAGGGCUUGACAAGUUUGUAAUUGGGCAAGAGCAGGCCAAGAAGGUACUAUCUGUUGCUGUUUACAAUCACUAUAAGAGGAUAUAUCAUGAGUCCCUGCAGAAGUGGUCUGCAGGCGAUUCAGGUAACAGCAAAGUAGAUGCAAUGGAUGAUGAUAGAGUGGAGCUUGAAAAAAGUAACAUUCUUCUAAUGGGGCCAACAGGGUCAGGGAAGACACUACUCGCCAAAACCUUGGCACGGUUUGUGAAUGUUCCCUUUGUUAUUGCAGAUGCAACAACGUUAACUCAGGAAAGAUAUGUCGGGGAAGAUGUGGAGUCAAUUUUAUACAAGCUCCUUACGGUUGCUGAUUAUAAUGUAGCAGCUGCACAGCAAGGAAUUGUGUAUAUUGAUGAAGUUGACAAGAUUACCAAAAAGGCUGAGAGCCUAAAUAUUAGUAGAGAUGUGUCUGGAGAGGGUGUUCAACAGGCAUUACUAAAGAUGCUGGAAGGGACAAUUGUGAAUGUUCCUGAGAAGGGAGCUCGAAAGCACCCUAGAGGAGAAAAUAUUCAGAUUGACACAAAGGAUAUUCUCUUCAUCUGCGGGGGUGCCUUUAUUGACUUGGAGAAAACAAUCUCAGAAAGACGCCAAGAUUCCUCUAUUGGGUUUGGUGCUCCAGUUAGGGCAAAUAUGAGGACUGGCGGUGUUACAGAUGCUGCUGUUACAUCAUCCUUAUUGGAGACUGUUGAAAGUAGUGAUCUUAUUCGAUAUGGUUUGAUACCUGAAUUUGUUGGCCGGUUUCCCAUCCUCGUCAGUUUGUCAGCACUAACCGAAAAUCAAUUAGUUCAGGUCCUAACAGAGCCAAAAAAUGCCCUGGGGAAACAAUACAAGAAGAUGUUCCGAAUGAAUGGUGUCAAACUGCAUUUCACAGAAAGUGCCUUGAGAUUAAUUGCUAGAAAAGCAAUAUCAAAAAACACUGGGGCUCGUGGUUUACGGGCAAUUUUAGAAAAUAUAUUGAUGGAUGCCAUGUAUGAGAUUCCUGAUGUUAGAGCUGGUGACGACAUAAUAGAUGCAGUUGUAAUUGAUGAAGAGGCCGUUGGAUCUGAGGCCCAGGGUAGUGGAGCUAAAAUCCUCUAUGGCAAGGGUGCAUUGGAUCACUAUCUUUCACAAAAUAAGGCCAAGGAAGUGGAGACUGCAACCACGGAGGGGUCGUUGGAUGGGGAGCCUGAGGUGGAGACGGAGCUUUCUUCUGUUGUAGCUAGCAUGUAA